This is a messenger RNA of Fundulus heteroclitus (mummichog), 3787 nucleotides long. It is a transcript of the gene tti1, whose product is annotated as TELO2 interacting protein 1. NCBI's taxonomy places the organism in Eukaryota, Metazoa, Chordata, Actinopteri, Cyprinodontiformes, Fundulidae. Gene Ontology annotation, biological process: chromatin remodeling. Gene Ontology annotation, cellular component: cytoplasm. The record is from RefSeq and is a predicted model, not a curated record.
GCAGAAUGAUGACGUUUACUACACGGCGUUCAGCGGUAACUUCAUCAGGGCGAAAUGUUGCUUUUUUGUUCCCUGGUUAAAUCGUCUCAUUGAAUGUUCAUUGACAUCUCUUUGGUGUUGCUGACAUGAAGAAGUGGCCCUCGCUGUGAUGCCUCCAGUCAUGUCUCAGAUCGACGAUCCAAAGAUCGCCUUCGCUUAUCUGCGCCCGGCCUGUGUCCUCCUCACCAAGGAGCCCACGCUGGCCAACGUGGAGACGCUGAGCGAACAGCUGAGAGACGUUCAGGCGGCCUCUCUGCAGCAGCUCCAGGAGUACGUGCUCUUCCCCCUCCGCUUCGUCCUGAAAGUCCCCGGGCAGAGGAGGGAAAAGCUGGUGCAGGCUGUGGCCGAGGCGUUGAGCGACGUCCUGGAGAGGACGUGCGUCCGGAGCUGGGACACCCUCCGUGACCUCUUCUCGGAGCUCUGCAUCUGCCUCUGCUCGCCCACAGACCCGGGUAAACCUGCGGACGCGUCGGAGGAGCUGAAAUCCGCCGUGCUGAGGUGCCUGGAUGCUCUGCUUCACGCCGCUUACGGUGACAUAGUCUUCAGACUCUAUGAAGCCGCCAUGCUGCCUGGACUGGGCGCUGCCAUAUCGCUCCUGUUGGCUUUAGGCGAGAAGGACAAAUCCAGAGACGUACAGGCGGCGGCCUUGAAGUGCCUGCAGUCGUUGAUUCUGCAUUGUGACUGCACCCAGGAGCACGUGGUGCCGUCGCCGGAGGAGCGGUGUGCUGUAGGUGGCACCGUGGCUUCGUUCUUACCUGGCAUCACUGUGGCUGCAGCCAGGAUCAUCACGGGAGAUCUGAGGCAAGGCCACGCAGUUACUGUCAGGGCCAUCAAGGUGUGGUCCAGGUCUGUGGGGCUGGUCAUGGACGAUGCCCAGCUGCAGAGCGGUCAGUCCUGUAAAACUCCCUCCCCAGACCUGGGUAGGAUCAGGCAGCUCCUGGUCCAGCGGACGGCAGACUGGGUGAAGGCUACGGCGGGGAAGCUGUGCGCGCUGCUGAAGAGGAUCAUCUCCUGCACCUCGGCCCACCAGCACUGGAGGGUGAGGCUGGAGAUGGUGGAGCUGGCCGACUAUCUGCUGGCAACGUGUAGUCGGUCGCUGAAGGAGUGCGUGGGGCCGUUACUGGAAGCUCUGGUGGGGGCGAUCAACGACGACGAGCCCAGAGUCAGAGCGAGGUGUGAGGUUGCUCUUAGAGACGUAUCACAGAGGAAUCAGAGUGGCACAAGCAGUAAGAACCUGACUGACGUCUUGUCUGAGAAUCUCCACUCCUUAGCCACCUCGCUGCCCCGGCUGAUGAGGACCUCUGAUGACCAGAAGAAGCUGUUCGUCCUCAAUGUGUUCCUCGGCUACCUGAAAGUCCUGGGACCCCUCGUCUCUGUGGUGCUAAACUCCGCUGCACACCUGGACAGGAUCUCUAAAGCAUUGAUGCAGGUACUGGAGCUGGAUGUGAUGGACGUGCGUGUUGUGGAGGAAAGGAGUUACACUGAUCCCGCAGAGAGCAGCUCAGGCUCCCUCGACUCCUACACCUGUCACACACACAGGAAGCAGUUUCUGUACUUCACGGAUGAGAAGAUCUUCUCCGUGCUCAUGGAAAUCUGCCGAACAUUAGGUUACUAUGGUAACAUCUACCUCCUCACGGACCACCUCUUGGACUUGUACCGGCAGUCGUCGGCGUACAGGAAGCAGGCGGCCAUGGUCCUAAACGAGUUGGUCAGGGGUGCCGCCGGCGUCGCCGUGGCAGCGCAGGCCAAGUGUUUGGACGGCAGCGAGCGCCGCGCUGCCUCCCAGGAAGACCUCAAAGCGGCCGUGGUGUCCGUCAUGGAGGAAUACACCAGCCUGAACAACUGGCACCUGGUCACUGUGAGUGAGGAGACGGACGCCGACCGUCAGGACCAGCAGCUGCUGAGUCCGCUCAGACUCCAGUCCAUAUGCCGCAGUGAGAUCAUCAGUAAUUCUGCCAGCUCUCUGCAAGUGAUCCCCUCUUCACCCACCUCCCCGCCAAGCUCGUCGUCUACCAUCCACCAGCUGAACAGCAACAUCUGGCAGCUGUGCAUCCAGCUCGAGGGCGUCGCCUGCUUCGCCCAGGCGCUGCGGCGCCACUUCCGCCCCCUGCUGAUGACGUCGCUCUACCCGGUUCUGGAGAAAGCCGGCGAAGAGACGCUCCUGGUCAGCCAGGCGGCGCUGGGCGCCAUGAUGGACAUCAGCGAGGCCUGUGGCUACUCCUCGCCCAAGGAGCUGAUCAGCGACAACUCAGACUACCUGCUGAACGACGUGUCGGUGAACCUGCAGAGGCUCAGUCAGCAUCCUCAGGCUCCGCGGGUGUUGAUGGUGAUGCUGGCUCACUCUGACCGCAGCCUGCUGCCUCUGGUCCGGGACAUAGUGCAGGAUGUGCUGAUGGCUCUGGAUCUCAGCUACGACCACUCCGCUCCUCUUUUCUGCUCUGUGCUGCACGCACUCAUGAAGGCACUGGCCAGGUGGUUUCCCCCGGCGUGCUGCAGGACCAGUAAGUCUCCCAGGUUUAAGACGUCUGCUGAACAGGAAGAUUUCGACGUCUGCCAGUUCCUGCUGGAUUACCGCAAGCAGAAGGAGUUGGCAGAGGGCAUUGGGAUUGAAGUGGACGAGACUGAGGAUCUUGACGUGCCUCCUCCUCCUCCUCCUCCAGAGUGUGAGGAUGCUGAUGAUGUUUGUGGUCCUGACAUGAAGGCAGAACUUCCCUCCCACCUGAGCAUUACUAAAGAUGUCAUGGAGCGUUGCAUUCACCUGCUGUCCGACCCAAGUCUCAGGCUCAGACUCAAGGUGCUGGAUGUGCUGGAGCAGUGUGUGUACGUGCUGAGUGAGAGAGAAGAUGAGCUGCUGCCCAUGGCUCAUCGCUGCUGGCCGGCCCUGCUUCAGAGACUCACCGACGACCCAUUAGCUGUCCUCAGAGCCUUCAGGGUGCUGUGUACGCUGGGCGAAACCUGCGGCGACUUCCUGAGGUCGAGGGUGUCUAAGGAGGUCCUCCCCAAGCUGGGCUCCUCCCUGGCACGGCAGGCUCCCAUCAGCGCCAAGGCCGGCCCGGUCUACACCCACACCCUGGCAUACAAACUGCAGCUGGCUGUGCUGCAGGGACUGGGCUCACUGUGUCAGAGACUGGAUCUGGGCGAGGCAGACCUUGACGCUGUCUGUGAAGCCUGUCUGCCCUACCUGAGCUGCAGACAGCCCAUCAGACUGCAAGAGGCUUGUCUAAGCGUUUUUCGACACCUAAUCCAGGUGGAUCCAGACGCCUUCUGGUUUACGUUAAACGAGAUCCACUGCCCUUCCUCCUACACACCGCCCCACCCCGACCUCCAGCCUGUGCAGCUGAGCGGGAUGGGCAGGCCAAGGGAUGAGUAUUCGGACAACGUGCUGAAGCUGCUGAGGGAGGAGUUUGGCUCAGACUCUGACAGAUAACCAGUCAGUCAGUUGAAUGAGCCGCUGAUUGAUGAGACGGACUCAGCUUAUUAAAGAACUGACUGCAAAAGUUCUAUUAACUGGGAAAAAAUAUUCUGUGUGCCUGUAGAAUGUUAAUUUUUGCGUAAAUUUCCAAACCAGGAAUAAAGCUGGUCGAUCUUGCUCACGGGUCCUAUGCUUCCCCUUUUUCAUCUGUCUGUCAGGCAGGUGCAGAUUGUAAAUGUAAAUCUCGUUUUCCAUGUCAUUUCUUUAUUUUUCAAAGAAGUGACUGAAUUGCCCUGCUUGGUUUAAAUGAAUAAAUUUUAUCACAUAAAAAUGUAA